AUGGAGGUGAUGUUCGACAUGUCGAAGAAAGAGCAGGGCAAUCCGUCCAACAACUACAAGAAGCUGCAUCGGCGCAUCAAGCAGGAUUACAAGGUCUCCACCAACAAGGAGGUCAUCAACAUAGAGAGGCUGCGAGUCGCCAACCUCGUGAUCUUUGCGGGGCCUCGGGAAAUGUUCACCGUCGAUGAGUUUACAGCGCUGAAGGACUACCUGGCAGAUGGUGGCAGCAUUCUCUUCCUGGUCGGUGAGGGUGGAGAAGGCAAAAGCAACACCAACGUGAACUAUCUUCUGGAGGAGUUCGGUAUGAGCAUCAACAACGAUGCUGUGGUCCGAACGGUUUACCACAAAUACCACCACCCCAAGGAGUGCCUCAUCACGCACGGCACCAUUUGCCGCGACUUAGUUCGAGCGGCUAACGGUGAGAAGAAGAAAGAGAAGGAAAACAAUGACAAGCUUGCUCUCAACAUCACGAAGGAGGAUGCGGAGACAGUAACCCUUGCGAAGGAUGACGGCGGCCUGGAGUUUGUGUUCCCUUAUGGGGCAACGCUGAACGCGCAGAAGCCCGCAGUUCCCAUCCUAUCUUCUGGGAAGCUUGGCUGCUGUAUGACGACAUUCGAAGACACAAAGACGACUUGA
Molecule: messenger RNA, 636 nt
Organism: Symbiodinium sp. CCMP2592
Lineage: Eukaryota; Dinophyceae; Suessiales; Symbiodiniaceae
Source: the annotation of a GenBank genome assembly